CCGAGCCGGAUCCUGCAAACGGGCAAGCCGCUGACGAAGAGUCUGUGGAAGGCAACGCGGAGAACGGGGCCGCGACAACGGCGGAGCAAACGGUGCCGCCUGUUGUAAACGGGGAGUCGUAUGCAAACGGAACGGAACAGCUGUUGCCGUCGAAGCCGGGGAGCGAAGCGGAAUCAUCGCAAGUCGAGCAGAGUCAAGAUGGUGGGCAAGGCUCGGCCAACGAGCAGGCGACAGGUGGCGAGCCGGCGGCGAGGGACGCGGAGAACGAGCAGCCCGCGCCUAGUUCUUCCCUGCCGGAAGGAUCCCUUAGCCGGCACAGCAGCUUCGGCGCGCUCUCGCGGACGCCGUCCGAAACGGACGUCACCGAAACUGCCGCGUCCGAACCCGGGGGGUCGGUUUCCGAGGCCGCUCGACCCCCCCAGUCCGAGUCCACGUCAGGCGGGGGGCGGUUCCCGAGGCGCCGCGACCCCCGCCAGCGGCAAAACGGCGGCCGCGGCCUCGGACAAAGCCGAUCGUGGUGCGGGGGCAGGAGUUUGCGGCGGUGCAAAGCUCCCUGAUGCUAAUGAAGAUUCUGACGGAGUAUCUGGACGUCGCGGAGCAGCUGCCGGCGAUGGCGACGGAGGUGGUGCAUCGGGUCGCGGAGAUCCUGAAGCUGUUCAACAGCCGGAGCUGCCAGCUGGUGCUCGGGGCCGGGGCCAUGCAGGUCUCCGGCCUCAAGUCGAUCACUGCGAAACAUCUCGCGACGGCCAGCCAAGGUAUCAGCCUGUACAUAGCCCUCAUUCCUGAUAUCCGGCGGCUGCUGUCCGCCCACAUCCCGGACGCCCGUAAGGCGCUGCUGCUGUCCGAAGUGGACCGCGUCGUGAACGACUACCGCGUGCACCGCGACGAGAUCCACUCGAAGCUGGUGGCCAUCAUGCGCGAGCGGCUACAGGUGCAUCUAAAAGUUCUUCCACAGUUGGCGGAGCACUGGAGCAAACCGGACGACAGGGACGCCGAGCCCAGCAAGUUUGCCACGGACCUUGCGCGGGAAGUCGGUAUUCUUUACAAGGUUCUUCUACCCUUCCUUACCGAUGCUGAGCUGCGGUCCAUCUUUACGCGUGUUGUUAUCCUUUUCCACACGCAGCUGACGGAAGCAUUCUCGAAGGUCGACGCAAGCACUCCGCCUGCUAAGCGAAGGUUGUACAGGGACGUCAAGCAUCUGUUGGAGGGUAUCUCUAUCCUGCCGAUUAUGCCAAGCAUGGUCGGGAAGCCGAAAGACUUGGAUACAUUUAUGCUUCACCGCUUUGGAAACCAGCCCCCGCCCUAGCAAAGUUGCUAGUUUCUAAAGGCGGCUUCCUCAGCUUCUAUGCCGCCAACCCGACAUUAUCAAAGGGUUUGUCGUGUCUCCUUUUAGUCGAAGCGCGCAGCUUACCUCCAGAAAUCUUUUACGGAAUAAAAGCGUUUGGGAUGGGAAG
Messenger RNA from Klebsormidium nitens, 1454 nucleotides. The record is from the annotation of a GenBank genome assembly. Lineage: Eukaryota; Viridiplantae; Streptophyta; Klebsormidiophyceae; Klebsormidiales; Klebsormidiaceae.